AUGGCGGCAACACACGCCACGUCCGGCGCCAUCUUCAACGUUGCCGACGCUCUCAUCCGCUCCGUCCAAUCACGCCACAGCACCCGCCAAAUUCCACUUCGCUGCGAGAAGGACCCCGUAUCCUACAGGAGGAAGAUCAUCGCCUUCACAACGAUGUGCCUUGAGGGUACGUUUCCGGCACCAUCAGCAUCGCUACAGUAUCCCACCUUUUCUCUGAAUUACAUGCCUGACGUCAGUCUCGGGAGCUGGGAGCCGCAUAAAAACCCUCUCGAUUGCGCGAGAACGACACUUUCCGAGUUUCGUGAUCAGAUGUUGUCACCAGAGGAACGCCGCGUGGCGAAGCCGGCUGAGAUCCGCAAGGCAAUGCAAGGCGAACUUUCCGACAUGCGCGGCAUCUGGACCGAUGUGAUUCUUAACAACUUUGAGCGAGAGAUUGUGGAGCGCCCUGACGACUUUGAAGAGAAAAUCGACGAGGAAGCAGUCAAAGAGGGAGAAACUACCAAAGAGAAGGAGCUUUAUCCCAACAUGUCUGUCUUUGAGGAGAGUGACGACGAGGAGGACGAUGACGAAGACGACGAGGUGGGUGGCGAGACAGUUGGAAAGGUUACCAAUGUGGUAGAGAUCGUCAAGCUCGAAGAGGCUGUCGAGGUCGAGAUGGUCGAGAUCAAACGGGUCACCCAAAUGGAGAUUGUCGAGGUCAAGAAGGGCCGUGUUAAGACUAUUAACAUGAACAAGGCCGGGGCUGCCAUCGAUAAUCGUAUCGUCAAGGCGUCCACACUGCCGAGGCAAAAUUCCCAGUGGAACUCUAUCCAAGCGCGUCUCGAGCAAGCCGCGGAUAAGAUGCGGCAAUUGGCGAGCGCAAAGGAUGACUCCGUUCGAGACAACGUACUCUCAUCCCGGCCGGUGGUUCUUAAGGUUCUUAAAGUCAUUGGCAGCAAGCCACCACCUCGGCCUCAUUGGGUUCAUGCGAGUGUGCUCGCUGGAGUCGGUUUGGAACAGUACCAGAACUGCAACUGCGGCUCAUCACUGGAGCAGUGUGCCGGUUGUCAACCAGACGAGGUGCAGGUGCCAGUGAAGGAAGUCCUUAUCUAG
Messenger RNA from Sporothrix brasiliensis 5110, 1092 nucleotides. RefSeq lists its product as uncharacterized. The transcript has 2 exons. Bases 1 to 1092 code for a protein of 363 amino acids. The record is from RefSeq and is a predicted model, not a curated record. NCBI's taxonomy places the organism in Eukaryota, Fungi, Ascomycota, Sordariomycetes, Ophiostomatales, Ophiostomataceae.